Molecule: messenger RNA, 2349 nt
Organism: Sinocyclocheilus grahami
Lineage: Eukaryota; Metazoa; Chordata; Actinopteri; Cypriniformes; Cyprinidae
Gene: slc16a7
Product: solute carrier family 16 member 7
Exons: 5
Coding region: 118-1935 (605 amino acids)
Biological process (GO): transmembrane transport; monocarboxylic acid transport
Cellular component (GO): basolateral plasma membrane
Molecular function (GO): monocarboxylic acid transmembrane transporter activity
Source: RefSeq, a predicted model, not a curated record
AGACCUGAUAAGAAAAUGAAGAAGAAGAAAAAAAGAUAGCAGGGCACGAACAUGUAGCCAUCUGGAAGCUUUGCCAGUUGUCUCGCAACUCCUAGAGAGAGAGGAACUAAAGCAAAUAUGCCCCAAUCAGCUACCACAAACCUGGGCUACACUCCUCCAGAUGGAGGCUGGGGCUGGGCUGUGGUGUUUGGAUCCUUCAUCUCCAUCGGCUGCUCUUACGCCUUUCCCAAGUCCCUUACCAUCUACUUCAAGGAAAUCCAGGAGUAUUUCUCCAUCUCCUACAGUGAGAUAGCCUGGGUCUCCUCCAUCAUGCUGGCUACCAUGUAUGCAGGAGGACCUGUGAGCAGUAUUUUGGUGAACCGCUAUGGGAGCCGCCCAGUGGUGAUAGUUGGUGGGCUAAUGGUUGGGGUUGCUAUGGUAGCGGCUUCUUUUGGCACCACAAUUUUUCAUUUGUAUUUAUGCGUGGGAGUCAUUGGAGGCUUUGGCUUAGCUUUUAACCUGCAACCAUCUCUUACGAUAAUCGGUAAAUACUUCCUUGUGAAAAGGCCAAUAGCAAAUGGCCUGGCAAUGGCGGGUAGCCCGGUCUUCCUGUCCACCCUGGCUCCCCUCAACCAGUUUCUCUUUGACCAUUUUGGAUGGCGAGGAAGCUUCCUCAUACUCGGAGGAGUGCUGCUCAACUGCUGCGUAGCAGGAUCCCUUAUGAGGCCCAUCAAGAUAAAAACAAAACUGCCAGUGAGGAAAACCACUGAUGAGAAUGACACAGGAAAACUGGACGUCACCUCUCAGACAGCUGGACAAGACGAGUCCAAGCAGUCAGUCUGUGCCACGAAAGUCAACCAAUUCAUUGAUGUCUCCCUCUUCAAGCACAGAGGUUUCCUUAUCUAUCUGGUGGGGAAUGUGCUCAUGUUUUUUGGAUUUUUUGCUCCAGUGGUCUUCCUGGCACCAUAUGCCAAGCAUCAGGGGAUAGAUGAGUACUCCGCAGCAUUCCUGCUCUCCAUAUUCGCUCUAGUAGACAUGUUUGCACGUCCAGGAACGGGUUUGGUCGCCAACACCAGAUGGAUCAGACCCAAGAUCCAGUAUUUCUUCAGCUUCGCUGUGACAUAUAAUGGCCUGUGCCAUAUGAUGUGUCCGCUCUUACCAGGUUACAGUGGCCUGGUGGUGUACGCAGUGUUCUUUGGCCUGGCUUUUGGGAUGGUGUGUGCUCUCCUGUUCGAGGUACUCAUGGAUUUGGUGGGAGCCCAGCGGUUCUCCAGUGCGGUUGGGCUUGCUACCAUUAUAGAGUGUGGGCCUGUCCUGCUGGGGCCACCAAUCUCUGGUUUGCUGGUCGACAUCUUCAUGGACUACAAAUACAUGUACUUUGCUUGUGGCAUGAUGAUGCUGCUUGGAGGUAUCUUCCUUUUCAUCAUGAACUAUUACAACUACAGAUGGUUGGAAAAGGAAGGGAAACAGAGAAAGGUGGUAGAGCUAGAGAUCGGCUCAGCCAAAGUGCUUGCUGCUAAUGAGGAGGACAAAGACAACGAGGAAGAGAUCAAACUCAACACAGAGGAAGCAGCAGACUCCACCAGCAAAGAGCGUUCUCUCUGUCUUACUGAUGUUCUGAAUAUCAUUCUAUCUAUCUGUCGUUCUGUCCACAUGUCUAUUGAAGUAAUUCUGUCAACUUAUCUAUCAUUAUAUAUAUAUAUAUAUAUAUAUAUAUAUAUAUAUAUACCUGUAUGUGUUUCUGUUUAUCUCUUUCUUUCUCUUGUUCUACCUGUCAGUUCUAUCCAUAUGUCUAUCCAUCUGCCAUUCUAUGUCUUAAUAUCUGUUCUGUCCGUCAGCCUAUCGUUCUGUCUGUCAAUUUAUGUUGUUCUGUCUACUUAUUUAUUGUUCUGUCAUUGUAUUUAUACGUCUGUAUAUCUAUCUGUCGUUCUGUCAUUCUGUCUGUCUGAUAGGUAGAUGUCUGUCUACCUAUCUAUGUAUAUCUGUUGUUCUAUCUAUAUGCCUGUCUGUCUAUCUAUCGAGAGAAAGGCAAAAAGUUGAAAUGAUUUGAUAACUGUUCCUGUAUAUUAUGUUAAAGCUUCCACUGUGAUAUAAGAGACAUAAAGUAGUAACGGCAGGAUUUCAGAAAAUAUCUGACUGCUGAAUGCUGAGACUGACCAAUCAGAAUCAAGUAUUCCAGAAAUCUGCAUUUUGUAAUUUAUUAAGAUUUAUUGCUUUAAUUGUAGAGUUUUCAUUGUAUAUUAUUACUUUAAAAAUUAUAUAGGUUUAAUUUUAAUCUAAAAAAGGUUAUGCAGAUUGGCAAACAGAUGAUGAAAAACAGAUGAGUGUACAUUAUUAUAACGGACAUUCAAAUUCACAGUGACAAAUGAA